This is a messenger RNA of Ilex paraguariensis (yerba mate), 525 nucleotides long. Lineage: Eukaryota; Viridiplantae; Streptophyta; Magnoliopsida; Aquifoliales; Aquifoliaceae. The record is from the annotation of a GenBank genome assembly.
AUGAAACUAUCUAACUUCAGAACACAAAUGCAUGUUGCUCCAUACAAGAAGUGCAAAGCCACCGUGUCCUAUGGACGGGCCUUGGGGCACCGCUCUCUCGUGAUGUGCCUUUUUGUGCUAUUUGUUGGUCGACCCUUGAACCGGUUAGAUUUUAUUCUUCAAAAAUGUAGUGUAGUUCUGGCUAUGAAAAGACGACUUCUUGGUCUGGUGGGUGAGGAAGCUAAUGCAGCCUGUUGUGUGCUUGGUGCAACUUUCUCUGCUGGUUUUGUUGCAGGAAGCCUUGCUGCUGCUGCUACAUCUCCACUUGAUGUUGCGAAAACCAGAAGGCAAAUUGAGAAAGAUCAUGCCAGGGCAUUGAGGAUGACAACGAGACAAACACUAAUGGAGGUUUGGAGGGAUGGUCGGAUGAAGGGACUAUUCAUGGUUGUUGGUCCUCGUGCUGGCCGUGCAGGACCUUCCGUGGGCAUUGUGGUUUCGUUUUACGAAGUUGUGAAGUAUGUUCUGCAUCAUCAGUAUGCUACUUAA